AUGAAGAAACCGUCAACUCCCCAAGUUCUCUACUCGAGCCAAGCAAAACUGAAGUUGGACCGCCAAUUGGCCGGAAAAUCUCAUCAUAAGACUCCCUCUGCCGUCAGCUAUAUCAUAGCUGCAGCCAAGAAAGUGACUGGAGUUUUCAGAGUCUUUCUCCCCAGGAAAACAAAGGCCACUUCAAAUGGUGCUGUAACUGAUGAUGCCAGCAAAAGUAACAUUCAAGUUAAACGACUAUCAUAUUCAACAGAUCAGUCAACAGAAAGUUACACAAAGAAUUCAACAAGAUUCAAGUCCUCGGAUUCAUAUGUUUCUUCUGGUUCCAUUAGUGAACAGGUUGCCACAGUCAACUUCUCAUUUGAAGAGAUUUACAAGGCAACUGAAAAGUUCUCUGCAGCGAAUAAAAUUGGAGAAGGCAGGUUUGGAACAGUGUACAAAGGAAAGCUUAAGGAUGGAUUUAUUGUUGCUGUAAAGCGUGCUAAAAAGAAUAAGUAUGACAAAUACAUGUUACUGGAGUUCAAGAAUGAAAUACUGACCUUAUCAAAGAUUGAGCAUUUGAAUCUGGUAAAGUUAUUUGGAUAUCUAGAUCAAGCAGACGAGAAGAUUAUUCUGGUUGAAUAUGUGGGUAAUGGAAAUCUUCGGGAACAUUUAGAUGGUAAAAGGGGAAAUGGACUUGAAACAGCGGAACGUCUGGACAUUGCAAUUGAUGUAGCUCAUGCUCUUACCUAUCUUCACACAUACUCAGAUCCUCCAGUAAUUCAUAGAGACAUAAAAGCAUCAAACAUCCUCAUCACAGAUAAACUUCGGGGCAAAGUGGCAGACUUUGGGCUUGCAAGAAUGGCUGAAGAAGAUCCUGCUGCAACUCACAUUUCUACUCAAAUUAAAGGAACAUCAGGCUACCUGGACCCUGAAUACCUCAGGACAUAUCAACUAACUGAAAAAAGUGAUGUCUACUCCUUUGGUGUAUUGCUUGUAGAGAUGAUGACAGGCAGAUACCCCAUUGAACCAAACAACUCGCUGAAGCAGAGAGUAACCAUAAGAUGGGCAAUCCAGAACUUAAAACAAGGAGACGCCAUACUCGUCAUGGAUCCAAGACUCAGAAGAACUCCAGCAUCCACUAUGGCAGUGGAGAAGAUCCUUAAACUAGCUCAUGAAUGCCUGGUACCUUCAAGACCAUCAAGACCUACCAUGAAGAAAUGUGCUGAGGUAUUAUGGGGAAUUCGAAAAGAAUUCAGAGAAAUAUCCCUAUCUUCUUCUUCUUCUUCCACUGCCUCUACUUCUCACCACUCUUCCCAGUAUCCCAUUAGAGAUGCCAAGAAGAAUAGGCAUACAUUAUUUGGAAUUGAGGAUGACGAUAGCUAUAAAUUUAUUUCUGCAUAAAACAA
This is a messenger RNA of Pistacia vera, 1385 nucleotides long. RefSeq names its product calmodulin-binding receptor-like cytoplasmic kinase 1. The coding region runs from base 1 to 1380 and encodes 459 amino acids. Gene Ontology annotation, biological process: protein phosphorylation. The transcript is spliced from 6 exons. Lineage: Eukaryota; Viridiplantae; Streptophyta; Magnoliopsida; Sapindales; Anacardiaceae. The record is from RefSeq and is a predicted model, not a curated record. Gene Ontology annotation, molecular function: protein kinase activity; ATP binding.